Molecule: messenger RNA, 9171 nt
Organism: Anopheles coustani
Lineage: Eukaryota; Metazoa; Arthropoda; Insecta; Diptera; Culicidae
Gene: Mur89F
Product: mucin-2
Exons: 5
Coding region: 1-9171 (3056 amino acids)
Cellular component (GO): extracellular region
Molecular function (GO): chitin binding
Source: RefSeq, a predicted model, not a curated record
AUGCGGCGGCGCUACAUCGGCUGGGCGAGCGGGGUGUGCGGGGAGCGGGGAGAAACUGAGGGUGAGGUUCAACAGCAGGGGGCGGGCAAGAAAAUCCAUGCAAUUCCCAAAGUGAAUGCCGGAAAGCGGCGGGAAAAUAGACCUCUACUUCGUACCAGCCCGAGACAGGUGCUGGCCUUACGGAAGCCGAAGGUGAACGGCGGUACGGACAAAAUGGCGGCGGACGGGCGGACCUUCCGGUCCGUGGCUCUGCUGCUGAUGACGAUGGCAGCACUGGCGACAACGACACAAGCUGCAAAAUUCCAAUGCCAGCAAGAAGGAUUUGCCGUAGACCCGAACGAUUGUGCCGUGUUUUACCGGUGCGUGCAGGAAGGCGACAAAUUAACGGCCUACAAGUUCCGCUGCGGCCCUGGAACCGUUUUUUCGAUGACUGAAAACGUGUGCGUACAUCCGCGUGACUCGGAGCGGGAGGAGUGCCGCGAAACGGGCAACGAGAUCGACGGCGGUAACGCCCCGGCACCGGAACCCGAACCGGCCGCACCGGAAACGGCACCACAAAUGGCAGAACCAGCGGAAAGGGAACCGGCGCCGACGAACAACGGCCAAGAGAACGCUCCGAGUGGUGGAGGCAACGGCAAUGGCAACGAAAAUAGUGUCACCCCGGCAGGUAAUGAGCCAACCGGUGCGAAACCGGACGAUGGGGCGGAGAAAGAUGGUAAACCGAUCGUGGACGAUGGAGUGCCGUGUGAGGAAGAUGGGUUCGUUGGGGACAGGAGCGACUGUCGGGUGUUCUAUCGGUGCAUCGCGCGUGCGGACGGUACCUUCCAAAAGCUGCCGUUCCGUUGCGGAGAGGGCACUGUUUGGGACGACCGGAUAACGUCCUGUAACCACGCAGCCGCUGUCGAGCGGUGUACACAAAUCACGCAGAGCGACUAUAUUGUCAAUCAGGAGUCGUUCAGCCAGUCUAACGCUUCGAUGGACAAGAACAUGACGCAGGCUGCGAGUUCCAUGACGCAGAACGGUGUCACAACGAACACGACCAGCUCACAAACGUCGGCUGCGAGUGAACUCAGUAGUUACAAUAAUAUGACCACGUGGACGCAGGGUGGUAAUGGGCAAGGCUCUUCUAGCGCCUCGAGCAGCUCCAGCAGCUCCAGUAGCUCGAGUAGCAGCUCUAGCAGUUCUAGUAGUUCUAGCAGCAGUUCGAGCUCCGGUGGUAACUCGGGAGGAAACAAUCAGUGGAACAAUCAAGGAUCUGGUGGACAGUGGAGUAACCAGAAUCAAGGAUCGAACAACCAGUGGCAGAAUCAAAAUCAGGGCUCUUCGGGUAGCAACCAAUGGAACAAUCAGAAUCAGGGACAGAAUCAACAGUGGAAUAACAACAAUCAAGGUCAAAACAAUAAUAACCAAUGGAAUAAUCAGAACCAAGGGCAGAAUAGCCAGUGGAGCAACCAGAAUCAGGGACAAAAUGGCAACAACCAGUGGAACAAUAACAACCAGGGGCAGAAUAACCAGUGGAACAAUCAAAAUCAGGGCCAAAGCAAUAAUAACCAGUGGCAGAAUCAAAAUCAAGGUCAGAAUAACCAAUGGAACAACCAAAACCAGGGACAAAAUAGUAACAGCCAGUGGAAUAACAACAACCAAGGGCAAAAUAACCAAUGGAGCAACCAAAACCAAGGUCAGAACACCAAUGGUCAGUGGAACAACAACAAUCAGGGUCAAGACAAUCAGUGGAACAAUCAAAACCAGGGUCAAAACAGUAACAACCAAUGGAGUAAUCAAAAUCAAAAUCAGAAUAACCAGUGGAAUAACCAAAACCAAGGUCAGAAUAGCAACAACCAGUGGAAUAACCAGAAUCAAGGCCAAAACAAUCAGUGGAAUAAUAACAAUCAGGGCCAGAAUGGCAACAAUCAAUGGAAUAACAAUAAUCAAGGUCAAAACAAUCAGUUUAAUAAUCAAAAUCAGCAAUCCAGCAGUAGUCAAAGUCAAAGCCAGAGCCAACAGACAAGCAAUCAAAGUCAAAGCUCCAGCAGCAGUAAUCAACAGUGGAAUAACCAAAAUCAGGGACAAAAUCAACAAUCGAACAACCAGAACCAAGGCCAGAGUAACAGUAAUCAAUGGAGUAAUCAGAAUCAAGGUCAGAACCAACAAUCUAGUAAUCAGAAUCAAGGAUCAAGUAGCAAUAAUCAGUGGAAUAAUCAGAACCAGGGUCAGAACCAACAAUCUAACAAUCAGAAUCAAGGAUCAAGUAGCAAUAAUCAGUGGAAUAAUCAGAAUCAAGGGGAGAACCAACAAUCUAGCAAUCAGAAUCAAGGAUCUAGUAGCAACAAUCAGUGGAAUAAUCAGAACCAAGGACAGAAUCAACAAUCUGGUAAUCAGAAUCAAGGAUCUAGUGGCAACAAUCAGUGGAAUAAUCAGAACCAAGGACAGAAUCAGCAGUCCAACAGCCAAAACCAAGGCUCAAGUAGCAAUAAUCAGUCCAGUAAUCAGAACCAGGGUCAGAAUCAGCAAUCCAGCAGUCAGAAUCAAGGUUCAAGUAGCAACAAUCAGUCGAAUAAUCAAAACCAAGGUCAGAAUCAGCAGUCCAGCAAUCAAAAUCAAGGGUCGAGUAGCAACAACCAGUCGAGCAAUCAGAAUCAAAGUCAAAAUCAGCAAUCUAGCCAGAACCAAAAUUCGAGCAGUAACAGUCAAUCCAGUAAUCAGAAUCACCAGUCCAGUAGUCAGAAUCAAAACUCGAGCAGCAAUAGCCAGUCCAGUAAUCAGAGCCAAGGUCAGAAUCAGCAGUCUAGUAGUCAAAAUCAAGGAUCGAGUAGCAACAAUCAGUCUAAUCAACAAUCUAGCAAUCAGAAUCAAGGCUCAAGCAGCAACAACAGCAACAAUCAACAAUCCAGUAGUCAGAAUCAGGGCUCGAGCAGCAGCAACCAGUCUAGUAAUCAGAAUCAGGGUGGAAACAACCAAAAUCAUAACCAAGGACAGGAAAACAAUCAAGGUCAAAAUCAAAACAAUCAAAACCAAGGAUCCAGCAAUAAUAACAAUGAAAACAGUCAAUCCAACCAAGGCUCCAAUAGCAAUCAAAAUCAAGGCUCCACAAAUAACGAAAACAGCUCAGGACAAUCCAAUAACAAUAAUCAGAACACUGGUAACAAUGAAAACAAUCAACAAAAUACUGGAGGUCAAGGUAAUACCAAUAAUAACCAAAACGCAGGAUCUUCUACCACUGGUUCAGUUCAACCAACAACACCUCAGGGUCCUUUAGAACAAUCAUCUACAACCACUACUGGAACAUCUCCUACAACUCCAAUAACUACCACUACCAAAGCAUCAUCUACAACUACUGCAUCUACAACAACGUCCACAUCAACGACCACAGCUAUCCCAACAACUACUCCUGUUGAAACUACGAUAACAUCGACAGAGGCGACAACAACAUCUCCAGUUACUGCAGCAAGUUCAUCAACAACUACAACUGUUUCAAACUCCCCAAGCACCACCGGCACCGAAUCAAUGCCAACAACAACACCUGCUAGCACUGCUACAACUACUCCCGACGUCACAACUGUAUCAAAUUUAGUUUCAGAAAGCACUCCGACAGAAGCAACCUCGUCUUCCUCACCAAACACUCCAUUGCCCACAGAACCAGUUUCGUCUUCUCUGGCUCCUAGCUCCGAAACAACUGCGACGAGUGCUUCAAGCACUGAGAUUACUUCCAGCAGUACAACAACUGCCACCCCCAGCACAUCUAGUUCCACCACACAAUCCACUUCCACUAGCACUACGACAGUAGCACCAACCACACAGUCAUCGUCCUCGGAAGGAUCAGUGGCAACAAGCACACUCGAGUCCUCCACACCAGAUAUACACACAACACAACCCUCCACGGCUGGGGGACCCUCCACUCCUACUCAAACUACUCACUCACAAGAGUCAGCUACAGAUUCUACCACACAAAGCACACCACUUAGUAGCUCUGAAACAUCAUCCUCUACACAAACUACCACAUCCUCUCAAGAGUCCUCAUCGGAGGGUUCGUCAACACCAACAUCCACUACACUAAGCGAAAUUACAACACAAACACAACACACUGCUUCCGCAACUGAAUCCACCACACAAAUGGAAACUUCAACAGAACAUAUCACUACACAACAACAGCAGUCAUCUAGCGAACAAUAUACAACACAAGAAUCCGUUACACAUGCGUCUGAAACAACGACGACAAGUGUUACAGCGCCUUCCCCAGGAGAAUCUGUUUCACAACAAAGUACAACAACACAAGAACCCGCAACUACACAAACAUCUACCACCACACAAGAGUCCUCAAGUACACAAACAUCUACAACCACACAAGAGUCUACAAGCACACAAGAAUCCACUAGCACACAACCCACAACAACACAAAGCACCACAACACAAAGUACCACUACACAAAGCACCGUUACGGAGUCCUCAACCUCUAGUGUUACCACUGAGGCAGGAUCUUCCACCACACAAACAAGUACAACACAGACCACGCCAGCAGCUGGAGCACACGAAUCGGGAACAUCAACACAAUCCAGCACACCACCAACACCAGGCACACAAACAACUAUGCUCACAACGAUCGUUAUGCAAGGUACUCAGUCCACAACAACUCUUUCUCCCUCAGCACAAUCUUCAAGUACUACAGCUGCACCAUCAUCUAGUCCAGCUGGUGCCACCGAUGCCACAACCGCUUCCGGUACCACGCAAGGAGCAAGCGGAACAACCGCUCGGCCAGCCUCAUCCGGAAACGCUCCUGCUUGCACUGAAGAUGGCUUCAUGGGUGAUCCGAACGAUUGCCAGAAGUUUUACCGCUGCGUAUCAAACGGCAAUGGUGGAUACACGCGACACGACUUCCGCUGCGGUGACGGUACCGUAUGGGAUGACAAAAUUGCUAGCUGCAACCAUGACUGGGCUGUCGAUAAUCCACGUUGCGGUAAGGCUACUGGGCCAGCGGUUGCUCCCGAAGGUGGAUCGCCAGGUUCGUCUUCUCAGGGACCCAAUGGUCCGAACGGCACGGGCAAUGGACCUAACGGUCCGGAUGGAUCUGGCAAUGGGCCGAAUGGACCAAAUGGUCCGGAUGGAUCUGGCAAUGGACCAAAUGGACCGAAUGGUCCCGAUGGAUCUGGCAAUGGACCCAAUGGGCCCAAUGGUCCCGAUGGAUCUGGUAAUGGACCCAAUGGGCCGAAUGGACCAAAUGGACCGGAUGGUUCUGGCAGUGGACCGAAUGGUCCCGAUGGAUCUGGCAAUGGACCCAAUGGGCCCAAUGGUCCCGAUGGAUCUGGUAAUGGACCCAAUGGGCCGAAUGGACCAAAUGGACCGGAUGGGCCGGGUGGACCAAACGGACCUAAUGGACCUGAUGGUCCUGAUGGACCAAACGGACCAAAUGGACCUAACGGACCUGAUGGACCGAAUGGUCCUGAUGGUUCGGGCAAUGGAUCGAAUGGUCCGGAUGGUUCUGGCAAUGGACCGAAUGGUCCUGAUGGAUCUGGCAAUGGACCCAAUGGACCGAAUGGUCCUGAUGGAUCUGGCAAUGGACCUAACGGACCUAAUGGACCGAAUGGUCCUGAAGGACAAGGAGAAUCAAAUGGACCAAAUGGACCAAACGGACCUAAUGGUCCCAAUGGGCCGGGAGGGCCAGAAGGUCCAAACGGAACGGAUGGCACAAACCGACCCGAGGAGACGACCACAAGUGCACAACCUUCAACGACCGUACCACCUUGCCAAACAACAACUACGACCUCAGCUCCAGCAGUGCCCGCAGGAAGCAACGGUGUAUGCCAGCAAGAAGGAUUCAUGGAGCAUCCUUCCAACUGCAACAAGUUCUAUCGAUGUGUUGACAAUGGCAACGGUGGUUACGAUCGGUAUGAGUUCACCUGCGGACCGGGUACGGUUUGGGAUAACGACAUUCUCGCUUGCAACCAUCCAUCGUCAGUGCAGAACUCGAAGUGUGGUACCGGUACUGAGAACACCGCGUCCUCACAAUACCCUGGCAGUUCAUCGGGACCAGGUAACACAUAUCUACCACCGUCACAGUCUUCAACCGAGUCGAUGCCGAGCACUACCGAGCAAGCAAGCAGCAGUCUAGAGCCGGAAUCGUUGACCACCGGUGCUACGGAUGCACCUUCCAGCCAGCAAACCACGAGCAGCACUACCAGUGCCACAACCCCACAGGGAACAUCUCCGACUACAGAAUCUGGUAAGGAAGAAACUACGGCCACGGCAACCACCGAAUCGACCAAGGAAGAAACGACAUCUAACGCACAAGAGCAAACCACUGAGUCCCAAGGAGCUACACAAUCGACAGCAACCAUGGGACCUUCGACAACCGGAUCGGGAGAUUCAUCUACUACGCCUGAGGGUGCAACCGAAACCUCAACAAUGCCCUCUUCCGAAGGAUGUGAUUCGGAAGGCUUCAAACCACAUCCUACAAAUUGCAAGAUGUUCAUCCGGUGCGUUGACAACGGCAAGGGUGGAUACACGAAGUACGAGUUCACUUGUUCGGAGGGUACGGCGUGGGAUCAGAGCAAGCAGGCUUGUAACUACGAGUACGAAGUGCCCAACUGUGGUGCCGACCGUCCACCGGAGCCAGAACCGGAACCAACUGGUACCGACAUGACCACGAGUGGUGCAGAGAGUACGACCACGGCAACCGAUGGUACAACUCAGGGUCAAACUGACAGUACAGCAACGACUACACCGACAAUGACGACAACAACAUCCUCGCCUACUGACAGCACUACACCGGCAGGGGAGACUACAACCGCCAGACAGGACAUGACUACGGCCCCUAGCCAAGAGACAACAACUACGCCCGUGGAACAACAGACAACUACUACUGGGGCAACUCAGGACACCACGACUACUACUGCAGCAGGUGCUGAAACGACGACAACUUCUUCUCAAGAGACGACCACAGCCGCUGCACAAGAAACAACCACCGGCCAAAGUCAAACCACAACCGCUGGACAGGAAACGACCACUGGGCAGAGUACGACUGGUGGAGAAACGACCACUUCAUCUCAGGGACAGGAAUCGACCACCAGUGGAGAGUCUUCAACGGACUCGACGCCCGGUGGCGAGAUGACGACGCAGUCAUCCGGUAACCAGGAAACAACGACAAUGGCUGCAUCACCGGGCAAGUGUACCGAGGAGGGUUUUAUGGCCAACCCGGACGAUUGCCGCAAGUUCUACCGGUGUGUGGACAACGGCAAGGGUGGAUACAACAAGCAUGAUUUCACUUGCGGCGAAGGUACCGCUUGGGAUCAGCAGUUGCAAACGUGCAACCAUGAGAAUGUUGUUGAAAUGUGCAGCGGACAGACAGGUAACACUAGUAAUAACCAAUCUAACCAAUCACAAUCAUCAUCAACCACAUCAACAACAUCAACAACAACCACUACCACUACUACUACCACUACUACCCAAGCUCCUACUACAUCAACACAAUCAUCAACAACCACCACUAGUUCACAAGCACCAUCAUCAACUACUACUACUCCUAGCAUGUCUUCCUCCCAAAGCACGACUUCCUCUUCCUCAACUUCCUCUUCCACCACCACUACCACCGCGCCAUCAUCAACAACAUCAACUACCACCACCCAAAGCAUGCCAACACCGGUCAACUGUACCGAGGCCGGCUACUUUCCGAACCCGGACGAUUGUACCAAGUUCUACCGCUGCGUCGACUGGGACGGACAGGGUGAAAACUUCUCCGUCUUUCACUUCGACUGCCCGGAGGGUACCAUUUGGGAUCCGGCGGUGAAUACCUGCAACCAUGAGGAGAGUGUUCAACCACCCCGCAACUGUUCCAAAUCAUCCGCAGCGACCGAAUCGACGACGAUGGCUGCUGCUACUACUACGGAGGGAUCGGCCGGAGCCACCACAGACGCUAGUAUGACAACGGACAACGCAGCCCAGCAGACCACUACGGCUGCACAGCAAACCGACGCAACUACCGAGUCUAUGGCGAGCUCCGAAACGACCGCUGCGAUGCAGACGGAGGCACAGUCGGAGACAACAGCCGCCGGAAAGGAGGAAACUACGACGCAACAGAUGACUACGUCGGCCCAGGAGACGACGACUAUGGCGGCUCAAGAGACGACCACUGCGGCGACUCAGGAGACGACAACAUCUUCCACACAGGAGACGACCACUGCGGCCACACAAGAGACGACAACCACUUCUGCUCAGGAGACGACAACCUCUGCUGCUCAGGAAACGACAACCGCUUCUGCCCAAGAGACGACAACCGCUUCAGCUCAAGAGACGACGACCGCCUCGGCCCAAGAGACGACAACCGCCUCAGCCCAAGAGACGACAACCGCCUCGGCCCAAGAGACUACGACGACGGCAGCCCAAGAAACGACAACUGCCAGCGGCCAGCAGGAGACAACUACGACAGCUCAAGCGCAGGAAACCACCACAGCUGGUAGCGAGCAGGAGACGACCACCAUGAGCCAAGCGGAGACAACCACAGCCAGUGGGGAGCAGGAAUCGACCACCGCAGGGGGAGAAAUGACAACCAGCAGCUCCGCCCAGGAGAUGACGACCACCGAGGGCAUGGAGUCCACUACCAAACCGGCCGAGGAAUGUCCAGCCAGUUGUACCAGCUCCUGUCCGCCGGUGGACGAGGAUCAGGAUCGCUUCGUUUGUCCGACUGGCUUCAAGCGUCAUCCGAAGAACUGCAACCUGUUCUACCAGUGCACGGAGAAACCGGACAGUUACGACUACAGCAUCGUGGUGUUUAGCUGUCCAAACAACACCGUCUACCAGGAGGAUCGUACCCAGUGUACCGAACCGUCCGAGAAUGACGAUCGCUGCAAGGCGAACAAUCUGCGAUCGCAACUUCGUACCACCCGUCAACAGCCAGUGGUCAGUAUGCAGCUCGGCUCGAAGGAACCACUUUGUCCGACGGAUGGACACUUUGCGAUCGAAGACCAAAAGUGCAGCUCUACCUUCUUGCGGUGCAGCCAGGGACGGUCCGGACUCCAGCCGAACAUGUACCGCUGCCCCAAGGGAUACGUCUACUGGCGCGUGAGCCGUCGGUGCGAGCGUGUCGCCAAGAUCCCCGAGUGUCAGUCCACCCCGAUGCAGGAGCGCUCGGAGUUGCCAGUCGAGUGGAUCAACAUCGGUAACCGUAAACGUAGUCUGUUCUAG